GGGGCGGGACUAAGUGUAAGCUAGUUUUGCUGGGUGUUUGAGGAAGCAGCUUUUAAUCUCCCACUCCGAGCCAAGACGAAAAGUCAACAUGUCAGGUAACAAUGCAGGAAGUGUGUCCACAGCCACAGACAGCGUGGCAACUACAGAGAAUUUAGCAGAGACGGAUGGUUUCUACAGAAGCAGCCCCGUCGUUUUGGAUCCUGCGGAGGAAUACACGAUGACCAGAAAGCGUCGCGGCGUCGCUCUCAUCUUCAACCAGGAGAGUUUCUUCUGGCGCCUGGGCCUGAACCCCAGAAGCGGGACGAACGCCGACCGCCACAACUUAGAGAGGAGGCUGCUGGAGCUGAACUUUGAUGUCAGGAGUUAUGAUGACUACAAACUGGUGGACGUCCUGGAAAAAAUCCAUGAAGCUGCCGAAGACGAUCACUCAGAUGCCGACUGUUUCCUGCUCGCCUUCCUUAGCCACGGCGAGAACGAUCACGUCUACGCUUACGACGGCAAGAUCAACAUCCAGGACAUCACCGCCAUGUUCAGAGGAAACAAGUGCAGGAGCCUCAUCGGAAAACCCAAGAUCUUUAUUGUGCAGGCGUGCCGUGGGGAGCAGCAUGACGAUCCCGUGACGCCCUGCGACGCCGUGGACAACGUGACAAAUGAGACGGUGGUGGACGCCUGCGCCAUCCACACCCUCCCUGCCGGCGCCGAUUUCAUCAUGUGUUACUCUGUUGCUGAAGGUUUCUACUCCCACAGAGAGACCAUCAACGGCUCGUGGUACAUCCAGGAUCUGUGUGAGUUACUCCGGAAGUACGGCAGCUCGCUGGAGUUCACAGAGCUGCUCACGCUGGUCAAUAGAAAGGUCUCGAUGCGCGAAGUCGGGAACUGCAAGGACCUCAGCGCAAUUGGCAAAAAACAGGUACCAUGCUUCGCUUCGAUGCUCACCAAGAAGCUCUACUUCCGGCCGAAGAAAUGAUCAACGGUUCGAUUGGUUGGUUUAAAUCUGAGCCUUUGAAUCUCAGCUGGUACAGCUGAUCCGCUCCGCAAAGAUGAGAAAAA
Molecule: messenger RNA, 1050 nt
Organism: Poecilia latipinna (sailfin molly)
Lineage: Eukaryota; Metazoa; Chordata; Actinopteri; Cyprinodontiformes; Poeciliidae
Product: caspase-6
Exons: 8
Coding region: 89-967 (292 amino acids)
Biological process (GO): proteolysis; apoptotic process; positive regulation of neuron apoptotic process
Cellular component (GO): cytoplasm
Molecular function (GO): cysteine-type endopeptidase activity
Source: RefSeq, a predicted model, not a curated record